AAUCAAGUAAAAAUAAAUAAAGUCUUCAUUUUUUGGGCAAUAGUGUUUAGCGACACCCCUGCAGUUUGCAGCCAUUUUUGGUUUUUAUUUCAAGUAACAAGCAAUAGACUGAAACCAGAAAUGGAUAACUUCUAAUUAUUAAAUGUAUUUUUCAAAUUUGACCUCUUGUUGGGUUAAUGUGAUUCAUUAAACAAUUCUGUACAAUUUUCAAUUUUUUAAAAUUCUGUCAUAAUUUAGACUGAAAUAGUCCUGACGUCCACUACAAUGGACAUGCUGUAAAAUUUUAAUUAAUAAUAAUAAUAAUAAAUAAAUAAAUAAAAUGCUAAGGUGUUCAUUUUGGCCUAGAUAGGUACGAAAUCACAAAAAAACAGAAAUUGGAAGACACUUUUUUUCUUCGCUUCUCAGGAGGAUAAAUAACACUGAUUCAAUGAUGUUUUCUGAAAAAUGCAAAUAGGCUAUGAACACUAAGCUGACUUUCUUUAUAUAAUGUAAAUUAUUCAGGAACAGACAGAUGGGAGGGCUUUGCAGACAAAUUAAAGUGAUAUAACAGGGAGGAAACGCCGACAGAAAUUCCAUCACUGCAGAGAGAUCAGUAGAUGAGAGGAAGCAUUUGGUGAUUGACAGGGAUUAAUGGAUUAUUAACAAAGCCGUCUGCUGUCAAAGCCUCCAUCAUCAGCAUUGAUUUGUGUUUAGUUGUUUUUUAUGCUGGUAUUUGUACGGGUGCCUUUGUCUCAUUGUCACUUAGCUGAUGAAGGAACAGAAAAAGUUUGAGAUCCAGCAACAGAGUCCUCAGCAACAGAAGAGUAGAAUCGAGGUGGACCAUUGUGAUUGGAACAGAAAACAGGAGAUGUAAACAACCAGUCUUCAUUUAACCUUUCCUCUAACUACGCCUCCUAUUAUAUUUCCUUUUUGCUAGAUUUCCCACAAAUAUGAACAUUCCUUUGUCUUCCAUGCUCCUCAUGAUUUUUUCCAUUAAUUUCUCUGGGUGGCUGCUCCUGCCUGUGGGAAGCUCAUAUGUGUGCCCACACCAGUGCAUUUGCUAUGAGCACGCUGACCUGGUGGACUGCUGCAAUGGCAAAUUUGAACAUGUACCCAGGGGCCUCCCUCACGGUACGUGGCUGCUGAAGCUUGGAGGAAACAAUCUGAGCAUCAUAGAAACCCGAACCUUCAUUGGACUGUGGUCCCUGAGAGUGCUGGUGCUGACCAACAGUCACAUCAAAGAAAUACAAGCACAGGCUUUUUUUUCUUUAUCCUUCCUUGAAAAGUUGGAUCUCAGCUGGAAUCAGAUAACGACUCUCCCUGUGGACUUCUCCUCCAGCUUGUCUGCUCUCAAGGAGCUCCGAAUGGAGCACAACAGUUUAAAUUAUAUAUCUGGAUUCAGCUUGGAACACUUGGACAACAUGGAAAAGUUGGACCUCAGUUAUAACCAGCUGGUGUCUGUUGGCCCUGGUGUGUUCAGGGGCCUCUCUAGGCUGAGACAGCUCUUUCUACACAACAACAGACUGACAGUGGUGGAGCAAGGCAGCCUUGAUAUGCUCCCUGGACUUGAGGUGCUGCAGCUGAGUAACAACAACAUCUCCCAGAUAGACUCUGAGGCUCUGGCUCCUCUCUAUAGUCUGGCAAUUCUUAAUCUGGAAGGAAACAACUUGCAUCACCUGAAGUUUAAGACCUUCAUCAGUCUUCAUACAACAGCAACACACAUUCAGCUUUCAGGCAACCCAUGGAGCUGCGACUGUGAGCUACAUCGUGUCUUCAGCAAGAUCUUACAUGUCCGCUACCUCCAUAUUGACGACUACCAAAAUGUGACCUGCAAGGACCCCCCACAACUGGUGGGGGCUUCUCUGGCCUGGGUGGACAGCCAGCUCUGUGUUGCGGAGACGGCCACUGUCCUCGUCAUUACUGUCACUGUCCUGGUGACUGUGGUGGCAGCUGUGGUGAUGGCAGAGAGAAACAGGAAGAAAAGUCGUGGGAAGAACUGGGAUGCUGACUCACAAAGUCCCCCAUCUUAAAAAGCUGUUUUAUAACUCAUGUACAUUUUUUACCCUAUUUGCUUUACAGAAAAAGAAAGUUGCAAAUAUAAAUCCACUAAGACUUAUGAAGACUGACUUCGGACCAUGGCUUGCGUUCCCUCCAGCAGUAGAACAAUACUGUGUCAGAUUUCUCUCUCAUUUUCAAAAUCAGAACAGGCAGCUGGUCAGGCACUGGUCGAGUUUUUUACAAGAAGUCCACUGCAGGGUAGUUUGAGAAAGACAAAAUGCUACUGAGGUCAAAUAGUCAGACUUGAUGUUGCAACUAUCUCUGAACUCAUUAAAUACAUGCAUGUGCUUAAAGCAGUGUGAUGGGGACCAGACUUAGGACCAAACACCCACCUACUCUAUAAGAAAGCAAGUAAGACUCUAAUUAUUGAUUUGUAGGGUUUUCAGCUGUUUUACCUAAUCACAGAUAACUUAGGCAUGCUGAAAAGAAGCAGCUAGAAAUAUAUAUGUUCUAAUGGAUUAACUGGGCAUGAAGCGGCAAAGCACUUGCAUCUAUGACCACAGAUCCAGAAUUUAGUUUAACUUCAAACAUUUGAAAUAAAAUAUGUUGCUCUUAAGGAGACUAAAAGAUUUUUCAAAGAAAAAUCUCUCAGGCUUUAUACACCUAGAUAGCAGUAUAACUCUGUGCACCUAU
Poecilia latipinna (sailfin molly) is the source of this 2670-nucleotide messenger RNA. Its product is annotated as leucine-rich repeat-containing protein 4-like. The transcript has 6 exons. The coding region runs from base 930 to 2009 and encodes 359 amino acids. Lineage: Eukaryota; Metazoa; Chordata; Actinopteri; Cyprinodontiformes; Poeciliidae. Gene Ontology annotation, molecular function: protein binding. Gene Ontology annotation, cellular component: plasma membrane. The record is from RefSeq and is a predicted model, not a curated record.